AUGGAGAAACUGACAAAUACAAUUAAUAAAAGGGAGAAUCUAGAUAGUAGAUGGAAAUUAACAAGAUCAAAUGCAGCUGCAGUAACUCCAGGUUUCCCAUGCAACCCGGAAGACAUUGUCAUAGUUUCUGCUCUGAGAACGCCUAUUGGAAAAGCAAAAAGGGGUUCAUUCAAAGAUACCUAUCCAGAUGAUCUACUAGCUACAGUAUUUCAAGCUGUUAUCAAUGAUGUCAAGUUAGCACCAGCAGAUAUUGGAGAUAUUUGUAUUGGUAGGUCAUACAAAAUCCCAGGAAUUCAAGCAGCAGCAACUGCCAGAUUUGCUCAGUUCUAUAGCAACAUUCCUGAAACGGUGCCAAUCUUUACUACAAACAGACAAUGUUCUUCUGGGUUACAAGCAGUUUUGAAUGUAGCAGGUUUUAUAAGAAAUGGUGUAUGUAAUAUUGGUCUGGCAGGAGGUUUUGAGUCCAUGACUCAGAGUAAAAACAGUGCCGAUGGCGUGAACCCAAAGGUAUUUGAGGUAGAAAAAGCUAGAGAUUGUCUCAUUCCUAUGGGGAUAACAUCUGAAAAUGUAGCAAAUAAAUUUGGAAUUUCCAGACAGAAGCAAGAUGAAUUUGCUCUAGAAUCACAGAAAAGAGCCAGUGAGGCACAAAGACUGGGAUAUUUCCAAGAUGAAAUUGUUCCUGUUACUACAACUAUCACUAAUAAAGAGGGUCAAGAACAAACUAUCAGAGUUACAAAAGAUGAUGGAAUUCGACCAACCACCUUACAAGGUUUAUCAAAAUUAAGACCAGCAUUUCAAGAAAACGGAACAACGACAGCUGGUAAUUCAAGUCAAGUAAGUGAUGGUGCUGCAGCUGUAUUGGUUGCUAAGCGAUCAGAAGCUGAGAGAAGAGGUUGGCCUGUACUGGGAGUGUUAAGAUCGUUUGCAGUGGCUGGUUGUCCACCUGAUAUCAUGGGUAUAGGACCUGCUGUAGCUAUACCUUUAGCCUUAAAAAAAGCAGGUUUAAGAAUAGAUGAUAUAGAAAUUUAUGAGAUAAAUGAAGCAUUUGCUAGUCAGGCUGUAUAUUGUGUGGAAAAGUUAGGUAUCAAUCCAAUCAAAGUGAACCCUAAAGGUGGUGCCAUUGCUCUUGGUCAUCCAUUAGGUUGCACUGGAUCUCGCCAGAUAGCUACCCUUCUUCAUGAACUGAAAAGACGUGGAAAAAGGUCACUAGGAGUGGUAUCUAUGUGUAUUGGAACUGGUAUGGGAGCUGCUGCUGUUUUUGAAUAUCCUGGACCAACUGCUGUUAAAAGUCACCUAUAA
Lottia gigantea (owl limpet) is the source of this 1299-nucleotide messenger RNA. RefSeq lists its product as hypothetical. Bases 1 to 1299 code for a protein of 432 amino acids. Gene Ontology annotation, cellular component: peroxisome. Gene Ontology annotation, molecular function: acetyl-CoA C-acyltransferase activity. The record is from RefSeq and is a predicted model, not a curated record. Gene Ontology annotation, biological process: phenylacetate catabolic process; fatty acid beta-oxidation. Lineage: Eukaryota; Metazoa; Mollusca; Gastropoda; Lottiidae. The transcript is spliced from 12 exons.